AAUUCGGUUCGUUCCGUUUGUGCUGUUUCCGUUUUGUUUCUAAACAGUAAACUGUUUCCGUAAUGAAUACGCCCCAUAUACUAUUAUCGCGGAAAUUCAAUUUAACCAUUAUAUUUAAAAAGUAGCUUGGUAAGACUGCAAAUAUACGUUUUUAUUUAACCAGUAAUCAGAGGGUGGCGCAGCACUGUAUUUUAUAUGUAUUUUCAUAAUAUUAACUGAUGGAGGAGAACGUUUUCGUAUUGAUUACUUCCGGGGCACCUCUGUGUUUCCAGAAGUUCACAAACCUCUCAGGUUCUGAGUUCCCCAGCACGAUAGAGUCAACAUUUGAAUAAUUUGGUUGCAAACCGUGAUUGAAGUGCUCCAUUCCAUUACUUCCCUGUUUCUGACUGACUCAAUCGUAAUGACAGAACCACACAGCCCUAUCUCUGCCUCCGUCCCCCAGACAACCCCAGGCAUCAUCAUGCCCCCGGCCGACGGCAGUGGCACAGCGGUGGAGAUGGACCCUGUGGAGUACACCCUCCGCAAGCGUCUCCCCAGGAAGCUGCCCAAGCGCCGCAAUGACGUGUACGUCAACAUGAAGACAGACUUCCGGGCCCAGCUGGCCCGCUGCCAGAAGCUGCUGGAGGGAGGAGGCCACAGGGAGAUCUGCGUCCAUGGUCUGGGCCUGGCCAUCAAUAGGGCCAUCAACAUCGCCCUGCAGCUCCAGGCCAGCAGCCAGGGGGCGCUACAGCUGGCGGCCAACACGUCUACAGUGGAGCUGGUGGACGAUCUGGAGCCUGAGGACCCGGACGAGGCGGGGGAACCCAUGACACGCACUCGGAAUAAUUCGGCUAUUCAUAUCAAAGUGUUCUACCCAGACCCACAGUGACCCGAAACGCAUCACCAUCAGUCCUAGCUCGGAUAUGGCUAGCUACCUCCAUUGUCAUGGUGUCUGUAAUAUAGUAAUGGAGGCUAGUCAUACAGGGGGUAUCUCACCUGGUUAAUCCCGCCGGAUAUCCUAACCCUCUGCGGUGGCUGUUAUCCAGAUGUGGGGAAUAAUGAGAAGUGUCUAUGAACUGAGCUGAUUUCAGAGCUUUUGGAAGCUCUUUCUCAGCUUUGUCAUUUUGUUAUGCAUGUCAGUCAGAGAAGUGUAUUUGUUAGUAUCCAGAUGUGAUGUUUCAUGCCAUCAUUUCCAAUCCCUCACUGCCUGAAAAAAAGAACUCCCAUAGGAAAUGGGACAGACCACACUAAGGAUGCAUUUACACAGGCAGCCCAAUUCUGAUAUGUUUUCCACUAAUGGGUCUUUUGACCAAUCACAUCAGAUCUUUUCACAUGAGCUCUUUUCAGAACUGAUCUUAGUGGGAAAAGAAUAUCAGCGUUGGGCUACCUUUUGUAAACGCAGCCUAACUCAUGCAAGCUACAAUACUCCUGUUCCACAUGGGAAUACAUGCUCUGAAAAGGAUGUGGAUUUAAAGCUUACAUAAAACCUUGUAGAUUUUUUAAAAGUGUAAACACUGAAUAUUAGUUGGCUAUGGGAAUUAAGUAAUAUUUUUUUGUAAUUUGCUGGUCAGAUUUAAGUUUACCAACUAUAUAUGCAAUUAUGCAUUUUACCUACCAAUGCCAAACAUUUGACAUACAAACUCUGUCAAGUCAGUAAAUGUUAGUUUUUUUUACAUCAUACAAAUGUAUGUUUUUAGCUUCAGUAUUUGAAUGUAUAUACAGUAUUUAUUGUACAUGUGUAAUAAAAUAAGAAAAGUA
Oncorhynchus nerka (sockeye salmon) is the source of this 1737-nucleotide messenger RNA. It is a transcript of the gene pop7, whose product is annotated as POP7 homolog, ribonuclease P/MRP subunit. Gene Ontology annotation, biological process: tRNA 5'-leader removal. The transcript has 2 exons. Gene Ontology annotation, cellular component: nucleus; nucleolar ribonuclease P complex; ribonuclease MRP complex. Bases 401 to 868 code for a protein of 155 amino acids. NCBI's taxonomy places the organism in Eukaryota, Metazoa, Chordata, Actinopteri, Salmoniformes, Salmonidae. Gene Ontology annotation, molecular function: nucleic acid binding. The record is from RefSeq and is a predicted model, not a curated record.